Molecule: messenger RNA, 5896 nt
Organism: Cydia pomonella (codling moth)
Lineage: Eukaryota; Metazoa; Arthropoda; Insecta; Lepidoptera; Tortricidae
Exons: 2
Coding region: 933-3266 (777 amino acids)
Source: RefSeq, a predicted model, not a curated record
ACAUUGUUAGCAACAUUAAAAAUAAACUAAAUGUUCUUUAUUUAAAAACUAUGACAUUAUUGAUUUUUGUUACUAUAGAAACACUCUUCAUAAUACCUUCGAAAUGUAACGUGCUCCCAUUAUUUCAGCUGGAAUAAAUCUUUAUUUUCCUAAUACAUUUCUUCUCGCCGACGGCGCAAUUAAAGAAGAAGAAAUGUAAUAUUAUCGUUUUUUUCUUUCGCCGUCUUGCAAGGCUGAGCGGCGCAAUACGAAGAAAAACGCAAGAUUCAAGGCUCCGCCAUAUGGUCCUUCAACGGAAAAGAUCAGCGCCGAAGAUGGAAUCACGCAGUAAAUUACAUUGAAGGUCAGAAAUCAUUCUUUAUCUCGUCGACUUGAAUGAAGAGCCGAGCGGCGCUAUAUAAAAGGAUAAAGAAUGCAGUAAUACAUUUUUUCUCGCCAACGGCGCAAUUAAAGAAGAAGAAUUGUAAUAUAUCGUUUUUUCUUUCGUCGUCUUGCAAGACUGAGCGGCGCAAUACGAAGAAAAACGCAAGAUUCAUAUAACGCAAUGAUGCACCAACUAGCGCUAUCAUGAAAGCGCGUGCAAGCAACAUUUAAAUCGUUUCGUCUACAUUGUGGUAAACGUGCAAUCUUGAACGCAUCCCUUCGUGCUCGUGCGGGCGGCAGCAUUGCGCAGUCAUCGAGUGCGACUAGCUCCUCGACCAAUCGCAGCGCCGUACGUGAACGCCGAGAACGCAACACACUGCGCUUCAACUCACAGCCACUGACGUGACGACGCCAUUAUUCGUUUCGUGUUUGAACUAUUUAAUUUCUUUACCGUAAAACAUAUUUAGUAAAUUAGUUGUGUAUUGGUGUAUUCCAGUAGUGUGAAAUUGUAAUAUUUAAGUGUAUUAGUGAUUGUUUAAGGCAUUUUAUACAAAAUUGUAAUCGUAAAAAUGUCAGAGGCUGAACAGAAAGAAGCCAUAGCGGCGCGAGGUCGCGCUAAAGCCUCUAUCACGCGCUUGAAAAACAGCCUUGACCGCGAAGCGCUCAUAAAUUCACCGAUAGAAUUAGUUACAGUAAAAAGGGCUAGACUUUUAGAUGCCUUUUCUGACUACGAACGCCUUACUAGCAAGGUUGCCUCGCUUUUUUCUUCCCCACCAGCUACCCUCGCCAGCGAUGACGAGGAGGUGGAAGAUAACUACAUUUUGUUGGUAGCGCAGCUAGAUAGCAUCAUAAAUGUUAUCCGCCAAAGGGACAAUCCUCAAGUGAACGCCACAAGCAGCAGCGCAACUGGAGUAAGUGUAAAGUCGGAGAACCUCAAACUGCCUCGGAUCGUGAUAAAAACAUUCACAGGUAAAUACACAGAAUAUUACGAAUUUAUAAACAUGUUCACAGCCAUGAUCGAUAAGUGUACUUCUUUUUCAGCAGUGCAAAAGCUAUAUUAUCUUAAAGGUUUUUUAAGCGAUGAACCGCUCGAUUUAAUAAAAAAUCUACCAUUAGAAGACAACAGCUACCCAGAAGCAUUGUGCUUGCUGAAAGAACGAUACGAUAAUAAAGUUCGAAUUACCCAAGAACAUAUAAAUACACUGCUAGAUAUGCCUACAAUCACGCGAUCUAAUGUCACUAAUUUACGAAAUUUUAUUUCAGUUGUAAAACAGCAUCUUGCUGCUCUGCGAAACUUGGGUGAGCCUGUAGAUAAGUGGGAUGCCAUAAUCAUUUGCAUCCUAUCUAAGAAGAUCGACCUGCCUACCUACAGAGCAUUUCAACUGGAGCGAAAUAACAAUGAGUCACCCACGAUUCUCCUGACACAGCCGGAGUCCAAUAAUGGAAACCUAGCAACCUUCCAGCCUACAGUGACUGCAGGCAGUGCAAGUACUUUAGCACCGAGCAUUACAACCUCGAGUGCUGCAACUACGAGUACUUCAAUAGCAUGUGCCGCUACAUCACAAGGACCUACGCUUGUGCAGACAGCAUUUGGCGUAAUCAUUGCCGGCCGCACGCAGCUACCUGCAAGAAAUUCUGAUCAGGUCACAUCUUUGUUUUGUAGUAAAUGCAAUGACAAUUUAAGCGAACAGUUAAGUGCAUUUUGGGAAACUGAAAAAGUACCUGAAAUUUUUCCAGAAAAAUUACCAGAGCAAGAUUACUGUGAAAAGCUUUUUAGGGAAACCACAAAGCUAGUGGAUAAUAAAUAUGAGGUCUCACUGCCCACCAAGGUCCCUUUAGAGCAAAUCAACUCUGAGUUAGGGGAAUCUUUUCACUUAGCACUCAAUAGGUUUCUUAAUCUAGAAAAGAGGUUACACAUGCCAAAAAAUCAAGCUCUUUUCACUGAAUACAAAAAAUUUAUAGAUCAAUAUGUUGAUUUAAAUCAUGGAGAAUACAUUGACAUAAAUAAAUAUGAUUUAACUAAAGAUCCUGUGAACUUUGUCCCUCAUCACCCCGUGAUUCGCUUAGAAGCACGGACUACAAAGCUCCGUUGUGUUUUUGACGCUUCAAUGCGCACAAAUAAGAAAGUUUCUUUGAAUGAUAUGCUUCUAAAUGGCCCUGUGGUGCAGAGAGAUCUGUUUGACAUACUAAUAUUGUUCAGAGCUGACAAACUCUUUUUUAUUUGUGACAUAAAAUCAAUGUUCCGCUGUGUUAAUUUAAAUCCAGCUCAACGAUCACUACAAAACAUUCUUUGGCGAGAGUCCAAAAAUAAUGACAUAAGGUGUAUUCAACUUAACACGGUAACUUACGGCAUGAAACCAAGUUCCUGGUUAGCCACAAAAUGUCUUAGUGAUCUUGCAGAAAGAAAUGAACAUUCUAUGCCAUUGGCAGCGUCAGCUAUAAGAAACAACACAUAUGUUGACGAUAUUCUAGUAUCUUGCAGCUCUGAACAAGAACUAGUACAAACGCAAUCACUGUUGGUCAAUAUGCUCAAUCUGGGAAGUUUUCACUUGCACAAAUGGGCCUCGAAUUGCAUGCUAGUCUUAGAGAGUGUACCCAAAGAAAGUCACUACUUAGGAGAAGUAGAUCUCCAAAAAGAUCAUGCCUUUGUGAAGACGCUAGGCAUUCACCUAGAUGUCAAGUCUGAUGUCUUCAAAAGCACACGCCCUGAGCCAUACAAUAGUUCAAACGAUUGUAAACGCGACAUUUUGAGCUUUAUAAGCAAAUUUUACGAUCCAUUAGGUCUAAUAGGUCCUGUUUUCGUUCGCGCAAAGGUUAUUAUGCAAAUGUUAUGGGCAGCUCAUGAUCUGAAUUGGGAUUCCACUCCUCCAGAUAACAUUCGUAAAGUAUGGACUGACUAUUGAUGAUCUCUCUCUGAUGGAGCCAGUAGUCAUACCGCGUUGUGUCAAGUCAGAGCAAACAGUGGCCAAUCAGCUGAUUGGAUUCGCUGAUGCCUCGUCAGUGGCCUAUGGCUGCUGUUUGUACUUGCGCACAAUAGAUGAGCAUGAUAAUGUACGUACUGAGCUAUUAUGUUCAAAGUCUCGAAUUAGUCCAUGUAAGAAAUUACUUAGUACUGCAAGACUUGAAUUGAAUGCUAGCUUGCUCUUAUCUGGUCUAGUAAAACGGGUUCAUGACACUCUGACAAUAAAAUUAGACAUUCAUGAAAUCCAUCUCUUCUCUGACAGUCAAAUAGUGCUGGCAUGGCUAAAGACAGACGUUGCAAAAUUGAUGACAUACGUCGCAAAUAGGGUCCGAGCCAUCAAAGAGUUGACAGAUGGCUAUCAUUGGCAUUAUGUAAACACUAAUGACAAUGCGGCGGAUUGCCUCAGCAGGGGUCUCUUGCCUCAAGAUAUCGCAGGCCACGCCAUAUGGUGGCGGGGCCCGAUAUUCCUGCAUAAUAAAAAUUAUAUUUUUUCAGAAGAAUCACCCAUGCCUACCGAUUUGCCAGAACUGAAACCUGAUCAUACUAGUGCUCUGUGCCUUACAACCACGACGCACGACCCUGAUCUCUUUCAAAUAAUAAAAAAGUUCUCUACUAUAGCGAAAAUGACUCGUGUUCUUGCAUAUAUCCUUAGGUUUUGCAAUAAUGUUAAACCAACUUCUGAGAAUCUUAAAGGCUUCUUAACUAUAGUCGAACUCAACAAGGCCCUCAUGUUAAUAGUCAAACAUGAGCAAGCUCAAUUCUUUUCAGAUGACUUAAGUAUGUUGCGAUCUGGCAAGCAGCUUAAAGGUAAUUUAAAACCACUAACUCCCUUCCUUGAUGGUGAAGGCAUCAUACGAGUUGGUGGUCGAUUGCAAAAUGCGUUGCUUCCUUAUGCUGCACAGCAUCCGGCAAUAUUGCCAAAACAGUCGCCUAUAACAAACUUGCUUAUAAGAAAUGAACAUAUAUGUUUACUACAUGCAGGACAAAAGUUAGUCUUGUGUUCUCUAAGGCAAAGGUUCUGGAUAGUAGAUGGUUUACGUACUGUAAAAAAGAUUAUACAUAAGUGUAUAAUAUGUUUCAGACUGAAGGCGACUGCAGCAGCUCAGCUGAUGGGUUCGUUGCCUGCAGCACGCGUCACUGCCUCGCGCGUGUUCCAGAGGGUAGGCCUCGACUUCGCUGGGCCGGUCUCAGUCAAGAAUAGCCGCAUCAGAAAACCAGUAAUUGGAAAGGGAUACAUAGCUCUGUUCGUAUGUUUCACUACCAAGGCUAUACAUCUUGAGCUCUGUAGUGAUUUAACGACCGAGUGCUUUCUCGCUUGCUUCAAACGCUUCAUAGCGCGUCGUAACCUGCCCAGCGAGGUCUAUUGUGAUAAUGCAUCUACAUUCAAGGGUGCAAGGAAUAAAUUAGCCGAGUUGUAUCGCCUGCAUGCUUCUCAAACCCAUAAACAAACUGUGACCUCAUUCGCAGCUCAAAAGGGCAUACAAUUUCAUUUUAUUCCUAGCUAUAGUCCGGUGUUUGGCGGUAUAUGGGAAAGCGGAGUGAAGAGUGCGAAGCACCACCUUAAACGUGUCAUAGGUAAAAGUCUCCUCACCUAUGAACAGCUUAAUUCCGUGCUUGUUGAGAUAGAGGGCGUACUUAAUGCCCGGCCCAUUACAGCGGUAAGCAAUGAUCCAGAAGACUUUUCAUAUCUCUCUCCAGGACAUUUCCUUACUGGUGCUCCUCUAAAUACUUACCCAGAACAAGAUGUAAGUAAUAAACCCACUAAUUUGCUUAGGUUCUGGUCUACCAUAACCUGUAUGAAGCAAACCUUCUGGAAGUAUUGGAGUAAGCAUUAUUUAAAUCAAUUACAAAACCGACCUAAAUGGCAAUCGGUUACGCCAAAUGUAGCUAUUGAUAGUUUAGUCAUACUGCGUAGCGACAAUUCACCUCCUCUCGAGUGGCCCAUGGCGAGGGUAACUAACUUGUUUCCAGGAAAGGACGGUAUAGUACGCGCAGUCGAAGUACGCUUGGCAAAUGGUCAUACUCAUAAUAGGUCAAUCACAAAAAUAUGUGUACUGCCUAUAGAUUUAUAAACUAUUAUGAAGGUAUACAUAUGUAUUUAUUUUUAGUGUAAACAAAGAGCUUUUGUUUACAUCUACUAAGCUAUGGGUUGAUUUAUAUGCGCUCGGUCUUAGUGCUAUUUAAUUUUGUUAAAUGUUAAUAAUUAAAUGUUAAACUUAAACAUGCCUUUAAAAUGUAAAUGUAAAAUAGAACUGAAAUGUAAUAUUAUAACAUGAUGUUUAGCGUGUGCGUAACAUAAAUGUAACUUUAAGUUUAUCUUAUCUUCUAGUAUACUAUGCAUAUCUUGUUAACUUAUGUUAAAUGUUGCUCAUGUUAAUACGCUUUUAAUUUAAUAGGAUUUCAUUUUAUUCUCGAGGCGCAAUAAUGUUAGCAACAUUAAAAAUAAACUAAAUGUUCUUUAUUUAAAAACUAUGACAUUAUUGAUUUUUGUUACUAUAGAAACACUCUUCAUAAUACCUUCGAAAUGUAACGUGCUCCCAUUUCAGCUGGAAUAAAUCUUUAUUUUCCCUA